Oncorhynchus kisutch (coho salmon) is the source of this 3789-nucleotide messenger RNA. RefSeq names its product bone morphogenetic protein 1. The coding region runs from base 101 to 3040 and encodes 979 amino acids. Lineage: Eukaryota; Metazoa; Chordata; Actinopteri; Salmoniformes; Salmonidae. Gene Ontology annotation, biological process: proteolysis. Gene Ontology annotation, molecular function: zinc ion binding; metalloendopeptidase activity; calcium ion binding. The transcript has 20 exons. The record is from RefSeq and is a predicted model, not a curated record.
AAAAAGAUUGCGUUUCCCCAAACCCUCUCUGUCUACCCGCUUUUCCUUUCUUUUCUUUCCUUUUAAUUUUCCAAAACUCUGCUUUUAUUAACUUCAAAAUAUGACUUUUAUGCCGAGCUAUUUGUUACUGCUAUCAGGUCUCCGCGUUUUACUUACGGUUGAUUUGGAUGUGGAAACAAGUAACUUCAUUGACCUAAGCGCCCCAGAAGUAAUCGACUACAAAGAUCCCUGCAAAGCUGCUGCCUUCCUGGGAGACAUUGCUUUGGAUGAGGAAGACCUGCGUAUGUUUAAGGUGGACCGCAUUCUGGAUGUUAUUCAGAGGUCCAUCCAGACCUUCAACGACACAGAUGCAGUGAAUGGUUCGUUGUCCAGUGAGAGCAGUAGGAAUGACAUGUCUCCAGACAGCCAUGGGCAGGGCUUUCGUCGCAGGAGGAGGGCUGCCACCUCCAGACCAGAGCGGGUGUGGCCAGAUGGGGUCAUUCCAUAUGUAAUCAGUGGGAAUUUCAGUGGCAGCCAGCGAGCGAUAUUCCGUCAGGCCAUGCGUCAUUGGGAGAAGCACACGUGCGUGACCUUCAUUGAGAGGACAACGGAGGAGAGCUACAUAGUCUUCACCUACCGGCCGUGCGGGUGUUGCUCCUACGUGGGCAGGAGGGGCGGGGGUCCCCAGGCCAUCUCCAUAGGAAAGAACUGUGACAAGUUUGGGAUCGUUGUGCAUGAACUGGGCCACGUGAUCGGCUUCUGGCACGAGCAUACACGGCCCGACCGCGAUGAGCAUGUCAGUAUUAUCAGAGAUAACAUCCAGGCAGGUCAAGAGUAUAACUUCCUGAAGAUGGAGCCAGGGGAGGUGGACUCUCUUGGGGAAGUGUACGACUUUGACAGCAUCAUGCAUUACGCACGGAAUACCUUUUCAAGAGGCAUUUUCUUAGACACCAUUCUACCUCGCUAUGAUGUAAAUGGAGUCAGGCCACCCAUUGGCCAGAGGACAAGGCUGAGCAAAGGGGACAUCACACAAGCCCGCAAACUCUACAAAUGUACAAGGUGUGGGGACAGCCUACAGGACAGUAGUGGAAACUUCUCCUCUCCUGGUUAUCCCAAUGGAUAUGCAGCCUAUGUCCACUGUAUCUGGAGGAUCUCUGUCACACCUGGAGAGAAGAUAAUUCUGAACAUUACUGCCAUGGACCUCUACAGGAGUCACUUGUGCUGGUAUGACCAUGUGGAGGUCCGAGACGGGUUCGGGAGAAAAGCCCCUCUGAAAGGCCGUUACUGUGGGGACAGUCUACCUGGCCCUAUCGUUUCCACGGAUAGUCGGCUAUGGAUAGAGUUCAGGAGCAGCAGCAACUGGGUGGGCAAGGGCUUCUCAGCCGUGUAUGAAGCCAUCUGUGGGGGAGAGGUGAACAGGGACAAUGGCCAGAUCCAGUCACCCAACUACCCUGACGACUACCGACCCAACAAAGUGUGCGUGUGGAAGAUCACAGUAGCACAGGAUUUCCAUGUGGGCCUCUCCUUCCAGUCAUUUGAGAUUGAGAGGCAUGACAGCUGUGCUUAUGACUACCUGGAAGUGAGAGAUGGGAACUCAGAGAGCAGUCCACUGCUGGGCCGCUUCUGUGGCCAUGACAAACCAGAUGACAUCAAGACCAGCUCCAACCAGCUUUGGAUGAAAUUUGUGUCUGAUGGAUCAGUGAACAAGGCUGGAUUUGCUGCCACCUUUUUCAAAGAGAUGGACGAGUGUUGUAAGCCUGAUAAUGGGCGCUGUGAGCAGCGCUGUGUGAAUACCCUGGGCAGCUACCGAUGUGCCUGUGACCCUGGCUUUGAGCUCGCCUCAGACAGACGCAGCUGUGAGGCAGCUGCGUGUGGAGGCUUCAUUACCAAGCUUAAUGGCUCCAUCAACACCCCCGGCUGGCCCAAAGAAUACCCCCCCAACAAGAACUGUGUUUGGCAGCUGGUGGCCCCCACACAUUACCACAUCACCCUGCUGUUUGAUGUCUUUGAGACCGAGGGCAACGAUGUGUGUAAAUAUGAUUAUGUGGAGGUGAGGAGUGGACUGACAGCUGACUCCAGGCUUCAUGGGAAGUUUUGUGGAACUGAGAAACCAGAAACCGUCACCUCCCAAUACAACAACAUGCGCAUUGAGUUCAAAUCAGACAACACAGUGUCAAAGAAAGGCUUCAAAGCCCAAUUCUUCUCUGACAAGGACGAGUGCUCUAAGGAGAACGGAGGCUGCCAACAAGAGUGUGUCAAUACCUUCGGGAGCUACAGUUGUCAGUGUCGUAGUGGCUUUGUGCUGCAUGACAAUAAACAUGACUGCAAGGAAGCUGGCUGUGAUCAUGUGGUGAGCAUUGUGUUAGGCACCAUCACCAGCCCCAACUGGCCUGACAAAUACCCCAGCAAGAAGGCCUGUACCUGGGCCCUCUCCACCACCCCAGGCCACCGCAUCAAAAUCGUUUUCAAUGAGAUCGACAUGGAGGCUCACCUGGAGUGUGCCUACGACCACCUGGAGAUCUACGAUGGGCAGGAUGGCCGGGCCCCCAGUCUGGGACGCUUCUGUGGCAUCAAGAAACCCUCGCCAGUCAUCUCCAGCGGCAACGAGAUGUUUAUGCGCUUCUUCUCUGAUAACUCAGUCCAGAAGAGAGGCUUUGAGGCUUCACACAGUGCAGAAUGUGGAGGAAGCCUGAAAGCUGAGGUUAAGACCAAAGAUCUUUAUUCGCACGCCCAGUUUGGGGAUAACAACUACCCAGGGGCGUCUGACUGCCAGUGGGUGGUAUCCGCUGAGAAGGGCUAUGGAGUAGAGCUCAUCUUCCAAACCUUUGAGAUUGAGGAAGAGGCAGACUGUGGCUAUGACUACAUUGAACUAUUUGAUGGUGCUGAUGUCAAGGCCCCAAGGCUUGGUCGCUACUGUGGAUCUGGGCCUCCUGAGGAAAUCUACUCUGCUGGGGAUGCCAUUGUUAUAAAGUUCCAUUCGGAUGAUACCAUCAAUAAGAAGGGCUUCCAUGUACGGUACAUGAGCACAAAGUUCCAAGACACAUUGCACACAAGCAAGUGAACCCCUCUUUACCAAUACUUAAGAGGAGGAGACUGUGCACCCCAAAGUGUUGACACUCCCCCCCCCAUACCCCACUCCGCCCAAAGCCAGCUGUAAGGAGUCAAGCCAUGCAGCAGUAGAGAGCGUUUUCAAGUUUGUAUCAUUUAGAUUAGGGAGGGUGGACGAGUGAGUGGAUAUGUGUGGGAGAUCUGAAAUGAAUUCCCCAAAAGUUUGUCAUUUCCUCAAUAUAACAAAAAGGAUCCCACAGGCCUGUAAGGAUCAGUGGGAUGGUGGUAUAACUGUAUAGGAUACAGGAUUAUCAGGGUUUUAGGGAAUAGGUUCCCAAACAACCUCCCAAGUUCCCCAACCACCUCCUAACUUGAAAUCCAGCGGAGCCCUAAAUUCUUGGGAAGAUAACCUUCCCACCUUGCCUUGGUUCCUAAAUAUGUCUAUCUACUCUUGACUUAAAUCUUGGCACUAUACUGUGUAUCAUUGAGGGUUGCACACUGAUGAUUAGGAAAGACGGAUAGAACCGGGGAAAUUUGUUUUAAGCACACAGUUGUAAUUAGUAUGGUCUUGCAAUGCAGAACAGGGAUGAUCCCCCCCCCCCCCCCCCCCCACAAACAUGAUUGAUGUUAGCAGAAGAAGAAAAGUGAACGUGUUGUUAUUCUUUUCAAGGGCUAGGCUAAUAAAUAUAGAUAACUGUAGAUUAAGGUGGUGGUCUGUUCUUUUCCAAUUGUUUUUAUGAUUUGUCCCAAAUAAAGACUCCC